AUGCGGCGCCCCAAUGAGCGGGCCAUUGCCUCUGAGAUGCUGCGGCGCGGCAUCUCGGGGAAGACCGCCAGCGUCACCACGAGGCCCUGCCUGAGCACAUGCCUGGGGCCCGCCUCCGAGUUCACGACCAUCAACACACCGAACGCCAUUGCCAUGUGGGGCUCGAACAGCACCGCGAGGAUGACCGCCGACUCCACCCAGGAGGCUAGCACUGGCUGGCCCACCGAACCCGCCCAGAAGGCGACGUCGGCUGGCGGCCAGCUCUUCCCCCCACCCAAUUUAUCACAGGGUGUGGGCAACUGUCUUCCGACGUGCCUGGGUCCUGGGGAGCCUCUCCCAGCGGGACUGGCUCCCCUGGACCGCGCCUCAGCGUCGCGCUGUGCUGCGCCUCGGCGGCCUCGGCGGCGCGGCGCGCCACCGCACCGCGCACUGCCCGCGGCAGCCGUGGCCAGCAGGCGGGCCUCGGAGACGAAAGCGGGGGCAGCUGGCGGCACCACGACCUGCUUCGGCGCGACCGCCUCCACUACAAUCCCUGCGGCCACCUUGCCUCCGCUCCGCGAGGCGGGCAUGCGAGCUUCGAGAUCGGGGCCCGCCAGCGCCCGCGGCAAGCGGCAGGAACCCGCCCGAGGCCAACAACUCGCGGAUCGCGGAGACGACCCCUGUGCCCCGAGGGCCUCCGCGAGGCCGCAGGGCCGCUUCCAGGGCAGCUCUCGUCCGUCGCCUGGCUGCUCGCCUCGCCGCUGUGUGCCCGAUCCCCAGGGACUUCAGCCUCCUCCGCGGAGUGGGCCACCACGCCGAAGGGCGGCCCCCCUGUAG
Messenger RNA from Prorocentrum cordatum, 816 nucleotides. Lineage: Eukaryota; Dinophyceae; Prorocentrales; Prorocentraceae. The record is from the annotation of a GenBank genome assembly.